This is a messenger RNA of Marasmius oreades (fairy-ring Marasmius), 1202 nucleotides long. RefSeq lists its product as uncharacterized. Lineage: Eukaryota; Fungi; Basidiomycota; Agaricomycetes; Agaricales; Marasmiaceae. Gene Ontology annotation, cellular component: Smc5-Smc6 complex; nucleus. The coding region runs from base 58 to 777 and encodes 239 amino acids. The record is from RefSeq and is a predicted model, not a curated record. The transcript has 7 exons. Gene Ontology annotation, biological process: DNA repair.
GUCAACGCGUUUGCCUGUGUGCCGCACUCAGCUUAGUUACACACUGUUAUCGCUACUAUGUCAGACGUCGAAAUGGAGCAUGGAGGACUCGCCUACGACCCGGAUCAAGAUCCUGACGAAAAACGACGCGUGCGGAAAGGUUAUCGAGACUUCGACAAGAAAUUUGAAGGGAGUACCCAAUACUCCACCGAAUGGCUUAUGGAAGGUGUUAAGCAGAGCGAUGAGAUGUUUCGACAUGUGAAGAAUCCCGGCGAAGCCACUCUUGAUUCGAAUAUUUUAGUCCGGCUGACGACCACCGCCCAUCAAAAUGCUCGUAACCUGAAGUCAGGCUCUGGCGCCUUUGAUGUGGACGACUUUGUUUCCCGACUUGUCACCUUCAUGGGUGGACGCAAGAUAGAAAAACGAAAUCCCAACUUCUCGGAUGACGACAGCGACGACGAAUCUCCCCUAGAAUGGGAGAAAAUUGGAAGAAAAGCCCUCGCAAAGAGCCGGCGAGUGCCUGUCGUUGGAUUCAUGCUUGGUCCCCUCUCGGUCGAACAAAAGAAGCGAGCUGCUGUCAAACGUGCAAAACUCGAGAAAAAUAAGGCUGACGAGAGAAAGCCUCAGGAAUUGAAGGAGGAAGACAUUUCGCGAUCCGAGAAUGAGACGACAAAGAACGUGUCUAUAGUGAGCCUCAGCUUCGCAUCUCGUAGUCCACCUGAAGUCUUUUCGACGCACCCAGAUCGCCAAACGUCUCGAGGAAGAGGGGGAGAUAAACUUGUUCCGUUUUGUCAUUAAUCCAAAUGAUUUUGCACAAUCGGUCGAGAAUAUGUUUUACCUCUCUUUUCUGAUCAGGGAUGGGAAGGUCGCACUGGAAUCCAACGAGCACGGAGAGCCCAUGAUUUAUAUGUGCAGUCAACCAUCCCAAGAAGACUUUGAGAAUGGAUUACGGAAGCGUCAGCUUGUGUUUGAAUUUGACAUGGAAACUUGGAGGCAAGCCAUUGAAGUCUUUAACAUAAAGAAACCGAAAAUUCCGCAGCGGGCACCCUCAAAGAUGAGAAUUGGUGAUAAGUGGUAUGGUUAAAUGGCGCACUUUGACUCUUUUCCUUCCACCGUGCUCCUAUUUUUACUCCUAAAGCACUAAUUUACUGUACUUAUUUUGCGUAAAUCUCACUGGUCCAUGUAUCUCUUCACAUUGAAUAAGCAAAACCUCUUGCAAGCUC